Molecule: messenger RNA, 615 nt
Organism: Aspergillus clavatus NRRL 1
Lineage: Eukaryota; Fungi; Ascomycota; Eurotiomycetes; Eurotiales; Aspergillaceae
Product: GNAT family N-acetyltransferase
Exons: 2
Coding region: 1-615 (204 amino acids)
Molecular function (GO): acyltransferase activity, transferring groups other than amino-acyl groups
Source: RefSeq, a predicted model, not a curated record
AUGUCGUAUCCUGACCAAGCCAUCUCGGUGAUCAUUCCCCAACACAUCGAAGUUAUCCAGACCCCGCGCCUUCUAUUACGUCCCAUGCGCAUUGGCAACGACGAAGAUGCCGCGGGAGUAUUCAGUUUCCGAAGUCGUCAGGAUGUAGUCGACUGGCUAUGGCCCCGAGUGACGGACGCUAAUGUCGAAGCAACCAAAGCCUGGAUGACUGGGAAGAUCUUCAACGUCCCAGACGCAUCUGGCGCCGUUGGACGCACAUUCUUCUUUGUGAUCAUUCCCAAGGAAAAUCCUCAGUGCAUCGUCGGAGCGGUUGGAGUCAACUCGCUAGCGCCUGCACCCUCGGUGGGAUAUGCGAUCCAUCCCUCAUUCUGGGGUAAAGGGUACGCGACAGAGGCCGUCAAGGGCGUGAUUGACGCAUGGUGGAAGCUACCUCGGGCAGAAGGGAUGGGACAGGGUGAGAAACUGUUCGCAGCAGUGAACCACGCCAACAAAGGCAGCGUCAAGGUCCUGGAGCGAAAUGGAUUCCUGAUAUACGAGAAUGUCGAAUUGUUUGAGAACAUGGUGGCCUUUAUGCAUCUCGAGAAUCCAAACUUUGGAGGUCAAGAGAAGAUAUAG